AUGGCCAGGGCAACUCUGGAGGGUUUCCGCGCCGUUGCUCGCGGCGGCGCCUCAACCUACGCCGUUCCCCCUGCUAUGUUUCUCCUCUGCAUGGUGGCCGCCUCGCUCUUCAUCCUUUCGACGAUUCUUUUCGCCUGUGGUCACAGCCACGAGAAGAAGAAGAAGAAGUCUAGCAGGAAUGGCAACGUUACCUACUACGGCAACGGCGGCCAGACAACGACCAGUUAUGCCUACAGAGCCAACACCGGUGGCGGUGCUGCUAAGAGCAGUUACCCUGCCAGCGGUGCCGCCGUCGGCGCCGCAGCCGUCGUAGGCCUUGGCGUCGGCGUGGCCGUUGCCGCUGCUGCUAGCGACGUGGGUGGAGACGACUUCGGCGGAGGAGAUGGGGGCGGCUGUGGUGGUGGGUGCGGCGGUUGUGGUGGUGGGUGCGGCGGCUGUGGCGGUUGA
This is a messenger RNA of Spirodela intermedia, 447 nucleotides long. The record is from the annotation of a GenBank genome assembly. NCBI's taxonomy places the organism in Eukaryota, Viridiplantae, Streptophyta, Magnoliopsida, Alismatales, Araceae.